This is a messenger RNA of Orbicella faveolata, 3395 nucleotides long. Its product is annotated as LON peptidase N-terminal domain and RING finger protein 2-like. Gene Ontology annotation, molecular function: protein binding. The record is from RefSeq and is a predicted model, not a curated record. NCBI's taxonomy places the organism in Eukaryota, Metazoa, Cnidaria, Anthozoa, Scleractinia, Merulinidae.
GAUAAUAACACCAACUGAAUGCCGGUAUAUAACCAGAGACUAGCUAUUGUGUCAUUGUUUCUAGGAAAAAGUAAAUUCUGCUCUCCCGUUGUCAAACGGUAUAAAUGUAGUUUAGGUAUUACGCCAAUCACCUCAAUCUCCAACUGACUGCGCGGAGUUUCAGUGUCUGUUGACUGUGAGCUGAAAUUUAUGUCCUGGCACGGGCUCUAUGUUUCUCCUCUUCAAAUGUAAAGGUUCGAGGGAAAAUUUAAACGUCAAUUGAAUUGUUUUCUGUCCGUUCUUCCUAUCGCUGGAGUUGAACCUGUUCAUCGGUAACUAUACGCCGUUUACAUGUGGCGAGUGUGGGAUAUUCACCGUUCAGGUACAAUUUACCGCAAAUUUCCUUUGGAAGACAAUUUCUAAUCAAUGGAGGAAACCAGUGUUGUUCAAAAAUCCCGUCGUCGAUCGACAGAAUGGAAAGCGAAAUACGACAUUCUACCUGAUGUCAGUCGGCAUGUGUCUUGCGGAAACUUUGAGAUUAAGCCGCCAUGUAACGAAUCAAUAGACUCUAUUGCUAAUGCUUUGGUGGACUCUCAAAAGCAAGCUGUAAUGAAUGAAAAAUCCGUUGGUUUCGUGGAUAAAAAAGAAGAUAAUAUAUUUCACUGUGCACUCUGUAGUGGUCUCUAUGUCGAACCUGUUACGUUAGACUGUGGACACACGUUAUGUAAGAGCUGCAUUUUGCCUGGCAAAGCUUCUGUCCAAGUCAUCGAUUGUAAGCAAUGUGGUGUGACAAACCAUGAUAACGAUAUCGCUGUGAAUGUACUAAUGACUGAUCUGAUACAAAAAUGGUUUCCGCGAAAGUACGAUGAAGAAGUGAAGAAGUUGGAGAAAGUUCGACGUGAAUUACGGGGAGACAGAGAAAACGUCGUAGAAACUUUGUCCGGUGUCCUGAGAAACAACCCUCGUCACAUUACAGCGUUAAAGUGGCGAAGUCAUGCCCUCUUAAAACUGGGACUGCACAAGCAGGCUUUAGGAGACGCCGAAUUAGCCUGCGAUCUACGACCGUUUCUUCCUAGCGUUUUUCAUCAGAGAGGAGAGGUUUUGUUUGCCAUGGGUAAAUACGAGAAAGCUAUCCAAAGUCUGGCACGCGCCUUAGCUCUCGAGCGUAACCAUAGCACGGAAUAUCGAUUGAAAUUGCUUGCCUAUCUUAAUCGUUUUCUGACCUCUGAUAUUGACAGCCCGAGAAAAGAAGACUUACUGCUGAAGCGUACUAACAGUUUUGUAACCACAGAAUGUAACACCUACAAGUGGUAUCCAAAGUUCAAAGCGCUUAGUGAUCAAGAUGAUAAGGAGUCCCACGCCGAACUCCGAAAUGAACUGCAAAACGGAAGAAACCUGGAGGAAACAGUUGGUCCCCCAAUUGAACCUUUACUGGAGAACAGGUCAUCGUUAAAGCGUUCCUUCGAAGCCGACGACGGAGAACAGUCUGCUCGAUCAAAGCGUUUAAAAGUCUCACGGGAAAGUGAAACGAGCUGCAGUGGUCCCAGCGAAGCCGCUGUUAUGAGCGAUAAGGAAGAUUUGGAAUGCAAAAUCUGCUACGACGUAUUGUAUGAACCAGUGACCACUGUGUGUGGACACACCUUCUGCCGAGAGUGUUUGUUACGAGCCCUGGACUACAAACCUGAAUGCCCAUGUUGUCGCCGUACGCUCAAUUGUGAAGUUCAGAGAAACACUGAAAUCACAAGAGUUGUGAAAGAGAUUGUGGAAAACCUGUGUCCUGAUGAAUACGCUGAGAGGAAAAUGAGUUUCUCUGAGGAGGAAGCGCGUUGGAAAGGAGCUGGUGUUGAUGAUGAUGUUGAAGUGCCCAUAUUUGUGUGCUUGUUGGCAUUCCCAAGUCUCAAGUACCCUCUGCACAUCUUUGAACCCAAGUACCGGCUCAUGAUUCGUCGGUGCGUAGAGCUAGGCUCCCGGAUGUUUGGAAUGUGCGCCAAUACUGAUGACCCGGACAAGAGCCACGCGGAUUACGGAACCAUGCUUCACAUUGAUAACAUCAACGUCUUACCUGAUGGGCGCUCCAUCAUCCAAACAACAGCCGGAGGAAGGUUCCGCGUUGUCUCACGAUCAACUAGGAAUGGGUAUAACACUGCAAAGGUAGAAUGGAUGGACGAUGACCGCCCUAACCCGUCCACUGAGUUACAAGACCUCGAGAUGUUAAAUGCCGAUUGCUAUAAAAUGUUAGAACUUUGGUUCAACAGUUUGGCGCCUAUACAACAGACCUGUAUUUCAAACGCUAUUGGUCCCAUGCCCAGUCUUGAGCCGGAAAACCUGGUCAGUCGUGACGGUCCGUCAUGGCUUUGGUGGGCGCUGGCGGCUGUCCCACUUCAGGAUAAAGCAAAACUCAUCAUUGUGUCGAUGACGUCAUUGGCUGAGCGGCUUCAAAGCGUUCGUCGAUUUUUAGAACUCCUUUUAAGGGUGAAAUACCAUGUGACGGAAUAAACAGUGCAGAACACUGCUUGGCCGUACAUCAUGUCUUUAAGCCUUCUGCAGUAUAAAUCUUUCGAGGAAUUCGUGACUCGUUCAAGUGAUCAGUACCGAUUUUCUCCUUUAGAUAUAAACUCAAGAUCAGACUGAUUAGAGCAAUUUUUUUCAAUUUAUUUAUUAAUAUUUAAUUAUUUAUUAGUAAAUUUUUAUUUGCUUUUACUUUUGAAACAGUCAUUUCAUAAGAAUAGCAAAAAAUGAGCAGAAACGUGAAAUUUUCAUGAAUCAGUAUCAAUGAAUAAGCAGCUUAAAAUGUAAUGAAACCAGUGUGGAGUAUUUUAAAGUUAAUAUGGAUAGGCAGAGAGUUGUUUUUACUUAUGUUACGAUUUUAGCCUAACAAUGCGAGUGUCAUCUGACGGAGUACAGUCUAGUCUAAGAGCCAGAAGAUUUUCUAGCAAAGAAUGCCCAGCUUUUUGGGUUUUAUUCUCUAGAAAACAUAUCACACGGAAUUUUCGCAUAGCACUUUGUGAAGGUACUAUUAGUGCCCAAAACGUCAGCUUAACAAACUUGCUAGGGUGGGUAAUUUACAGUUGCCAGUUUCAAAUUGAUGAACAGCGAAGUGUUUACUUAUGACCCACCGACUUAGCCCAACAGGUCCUUUAGCGAAUUAGCAACUGGUAAUUUUAGUUCAUGAUUUUUAGUUAUCGUCUGAAGCAGCUUAAGCCCUGAAUCAGGGAAUUUACAGUCGAUGCAUAUCUUAGAUUUUCUCCAUCAAGAUCAUCUUUCCCAACCAUAUUACUCGGAGUUUUGAAGACGCUUCAGUGACCACCGGAAAAUUUUGUAAAUCGCCGAUCGCGAAUUGCUGUAAAAGUAGUUACGUAGCAUCAUUAGUUUUCCAACCGUAUUCAUAAGAAAAUUAUCAAGUGUUUUCGAUAAUA